Messenger RNA from Gossypium raimondii (Peruvian cotton), 2483 nucleotides. RefSeq lists its product as uncharacterized. The record is from RefSeq and is a predicted model, not a curated record. NCBI's taxonomy places the organism in Eukaryota, Viridiplantae, Streptophyta, Magnoliopsida, Malvales, Malvaceae. The transcript has 13 exons. Bases 82 to 1557 code for a protein of 491 amino acids.
UUAACAUGCCGUUAGGCGGCUAGGCGCAGCGCUACACUUCUAAAACUCACCUCCCUCGCUUUGAGCAAUUGAAGAAGAAGAAUGCCUGCACAAAUCGCUAUAGAAGAAGAACAACAACAACAACCUCUUCUCCACAGUACUACCACCGAUGGAAUCGAAGAAGAGGUCGUCACUUCCUCAUUAUCCAAUGAGCCAGAUGCCCUUAAACGCAAGCUCAUCGGCUCUAAUCAACGCCUUCUUUCUCUCGACGUAUUCCGUGGCCUUACCGUCGCGUUGAUGAUUUUGGUUGAUGAUGCUGGAGGGGCUUUUCCAUCAAUCAAUCACGCUCCGUGGUUUGGUGUGACCAUAGCUGAUUUCGUGAUGCCAUUUUUCCUUUUUGGUGUUGGGGUCUCUAUUAGCCUUGUAUUUAAGAAAGCUUCCAGCAAAUCAUUGGCCACAAAGAAAGUCGUAUUGAGGACGGUCAAGCUCUUUCUGCUGGGGUUGUUUCUACAAGGAGGAUACUUUCAUGGGCGUAAUAAUCUUGCAUAUGGAGUUGAUGUGGCCAAGAUAAGAUGGCUAGGUGUACUGCAGAGGAUAUCAAUUGGAUAUCUGCUGGCUUCAAUAACGGAAAUCUGGCUUGUUAGAAAUGUCAUGGUUGACUCUCCAACUGCAUUUGUUCAGAAGUACUACAUUCAGUGGUUAGGAAAUACUAUGCUUGCUGAAAUGAUUAUUGCUACCCUAUUAUUAUCACUUUACAUGUGCGUGCUCUAUGGCCUUUAUGUUCCAAACUGGGAAUUUCAAUCCCCAAGCCUCACUCUGUCCACUAAUGGGCCCCAUACUCAGAUUGUACAUUGUGGAGUAAGAGGGAGUCUUGAACCUCCAUGCAAUGCUGUUGGCUAUAUUGAUAGGUAUUUUCUGGGUGAACCACAUCUUUAUCGACGUCCUGUAUACAGAAGAACAAAGGAAUGCAGUGUUAAUUCUCCUGACUAUGGGCCUUUGCCACCGCAUUCACCCGAAUGGUGCCUUGCUCCAUUUGAUCCCGAGGGCAUCUUAAGUUCAUUAAUGGCUGUCCUCACUUGUAUUGUGGGAUUGCAUUUUGGACAUAUACUUCUGCAUCAUAAGGGUCAAAUGCAUAGAGUGGUUCUGUGGUCCAUGUCUUCCUUUGCAUUGCUAUUUUCUGGAUUUGUUUUACAAUUGCUAGGCAUUCCCUUCUCCAAACCACUGUACACAUUGAGCUAUAUGUGCAUCACUGCAGGAGCAUCAGGCUUGUUCUUGACCAUCAUCUUUUACAUAGUUGAUGUCAAACAUUUUAGAAAGCCGGUGGUGUUACUUCAGUGGAUGGGAAUGAAUGCUCUUAUAAUAUAUGCUCUGGCUGCUUGCGACAUUUUCCCAGCUGCCGUGCAAGGCUUUUAUUGGCGCUCACCAGAAAAUAACUUGGUUGAUGGCUUGGAAUCAUUGUUACAGUCCGUACUUCGUUCAAGCAAGUGGGGUACCCUGGUAUUUGUAUUGCUCGAGAUCUUGUUUUGGUGCCUAGUUGGCGGUUUUCUUCACAUGAAAGGCAUAUAUAUAAAACUGUAGAAACAAAAAUAGAACAAAAACAUUAGAAUAUUAGGUGUUAGUUAAAUAUAGAAAGAAAAAGAGAGAAAAUUAACUAGAAGUGGUACUCUGAAAACAUGAAUUGUCACCUAACUUGUCAACACCCUCACAUGGCAUUUCCCUCUUAAAGAUGUGGCAUCAAAUGUUUCAUGUUGGAAAAUAACAUACUAUACCCUCUUUUGGUGAUUGCCUGAUUGAUGAAAACUGUUUUUCAUUCCAUUUCUAGUAUUGGUGAAAUUAAAGAGCAAAGCAAAGCAAUCACCAAAAACUUGUGGGGGUGCUGCUGUGUACAGCCACUUGUAGAAGAUUCAAGAUCAUUUCUACUUUGGUAUAUUUAGUUUCUUCCUCUCAAAUCAAAGACAACAACUUUUAGUUCCCUUUCGGCUAUAAAGACACAUUAUGCACUCUUUUCUCUUUACUGUACUCUAUAAAAAUUAGGUACUUGCCUUAUUGCACUUGCAUCUUCCAACUGUUUUAGCCUAUCUCUAAAAAUGGCUACUGAGAAAGCCAAUGCUGAUCAGACCCAGAGUUGCGUUACCGAAGAUAAUUUCGGUGAUCGAUCAACAGCUAGCCAGGAAUCAACUAAGUUUCAAUUCAGUAAAGCACUUGCAUGUAGGGCAGUUUAUGGUCCAAGCAGCCGCCGUGGCUCCAGAAACAGAAGGGUCCGAACCAAUGCCGACCCUAGAACAUUACCGAGUAGGCUGAGCAAGGUUUCAGUGGCUGAUGAUGAUUCUGAGAAGUAGCCUAGCUUAGGCCAUCAAUAUCAUACCAUGUUUGAUUGAUGUUAAUUAAGGCAUUUUUUUGUUUUUAUCAUUACAUGGCUUGUUAUGAUUGAUGAAAGCAUGGUAUCUUUGUAGAGUGUAAAUGGUUAAAUAAUAAAGCACAAGAUUCUGGUACUUGGAAAAAAA